Messenger RNA from Frankliniella occidentalis (western flower thrips), 1850 nucleotides. Its product is annotated as protein FAM133B-like. NCBI's taxonomy places the organism in Eukaryota, Metazoa, Arthropoda, Insecta, Thysanoptera, Thripidae. The record is from RefSeq and is a predicted model, not a curated record. The transcript has 2 exons. The coding region runs from base 1 to 993 and encodes 330 amino acids.
AUGGAGCAAGAUCAAGUGCCAGAAAGAAGAAGUACUUUCGCUAAUUUAAAAAUAGUGCAAAGGAAAACUGGAGAAGAAAGGAGAAUUCUACAAGCCAAGGUAGAGGCAAGGGUAACGCAAACCAAGCCAGCGGACCCAAAAGAGUUGGAGGAAAAAGUGCAAAGGGUGAAGGAAAAGUUCCGCAAAGACGAAGAGCAGAGACAGGUAAUAUUGAUGAAAAAGGCACCAGCAGCGAAGCAGUUGAGGAGGAAGUUAGCUCCUGAGGCAGCAGCGUCCCCAGCAAAAAUAAGCAGAGUGGAAAUGUUGUUAGAAAGAGUGGAACAGGAUAAGGAAAGAAAAGCAAAGAAAGCAAAGGACUUGGCAGAGUCAGACCUGAGCUGGAUGGAAAUGGUAGAAGAGGAAGAAAAAGGAGAAAAUAAAGAAGCCAUGGAAGUUGAGGAAAAUGAGCAUGUGUGCCUGCCAGGAAUGUGCACAGUAGAGGUGAGGAAAGAACCUGUACCAAUAAGCUCAAGCUCAAGCUCAAGCUCCAGCUCCAGCUCAAGUUCAGCAAGUGAAAGUGAUAGUGAGGAAGAAGGAGAAGGUAAAGCCAAAGUGAGCGGGUUUGAAAAAGAGUUACAAGAAUUACAAGAGAAGAUGGAAACAACAGAAAUGGAAAACCUGCAAAGUGAGGUGGAAGAAACAGAGGAAGAAAAGCAAAUAAAUGAGAUGAUAAGUAAGGAGGAGGAGGAAAUUGCUAAAAUUACAGAAAAGUUGGAAGAGUUAAAUAAAAACAAAGCAGAAUGGAAGUUGCACAAAAUAGAUGAGGAGUACUUGUCAAAACCAACGCCAAAAGCAGAAUGGGCAGAAGCACCACAAAAGAAGAAACAGGAAGAGCAGGGGAAGAAGAAAUUCCAUCCAGAGGAUCCUCGGUUCCAGCUGCGUUGCAGAAAAUGUAACCAGAGGGGACAUCAGACAUCAACAUGCACUGGAGAAAAAAGGAGGAGAAAGCAUUAAUAUAAGUCCUGUUCAUUUAAAUUGGAAGUCAAUUGUAAUGUUUGUUUAAAAGUUUAAAUAAAGUUGUAACCAUUGUUUGUGAACCAUGUGCGUUAUUUCACAAACAUUCCCAGCAACACUGGAAGCGGAAACAACGGUAAGGGCAAAUACAUGAAGACACAAACAGGGCAGGGAAAAGUUUAAUAACAGAGUGCUUUCUUGUAGAAAAACAGCUCUUAAGAAAUACAAGCCCCCAGAGUGCUUUCUUUCAAAAAAAGACAACAACUCUCAAAGAAAAAAACAAAAAAAAACAACAGUAGUGAGUGACGGAGCGUUGGAAAAGAACAAGGCCCGGAGUGGGAAAAUAAACAAAAAACUCGGGCAUGGUAAGGAAGGACACUGAAAUAAAAGUAGAAAUUAGUAAAGAAAGGAAGAGGUCAGGGAUCAGAAACAACCCGCAACGACUAACCUCACUCUUCUGGAGGGUUGAGCUCACGCACCGGGGGCGGUGGUACAAGAGGGAAGGGAAUUACUUCCUAGAAUAAAAACAGCAAUCAGCAAUAAAGGAAAAGAAUGGGUAAAAGAAGCAAGCCAGCCAAUAACGUACAUAAGCAGGUCCUUUGCAUAAGACGCAGUGGUAAAAAGGUUGGGGGAGGGUUGACCCAACCACCCAGUCCAGGCCAAAGCGGCGAUGACCGGAGAAAGUGUAUAACAAGGGGUCAGACACACAAGCUCCGCAGAUCGUAACAUUUUCACCCCAAAAGUCCCAUGCAUGGUGCAGGAAUUGAAAAAUACAAACAAGGUCCAUGGUAACAAACACUGAACUUACAAGGACUAGAUGGGGGUGACUGCGGAGGCGUUGAUGGUGGAGAUGGCGG